AUGCGCGACACGUACGACUACGUUACGAUAAGCUGGCCGGGCCACGCCAACGGGCGCAUGCGCGUGCACAACUACAGCGACGCCUUCAACGAUUCCGCGGCGCUCGCCUGGCUGUUCAACGAGAGCGUACUGCUUUGCCACCGCAAGAUGGAAGCCGCGAUCGACGCUGCGUGUCGCAAGUGGAUGAACAGGUCCAUCAUGCGCAUGCCGGCGGACGUUAUGCGGCUCAUCUUCCGAAAGCUGGCCGAUCCCUUCUCACCCGCAUCGGCCUGCCGCUUCGCGAGCGUCUGCACGACGGUACACGGCGCUAUCUGCGGCAGCGCCGGCGCCCGCGAUGCUCCUUCGGAGAUGAAGAAGCUGAAGGCUCACCACCGAGGCGCGCGAGUGCUGCUCGAGAAGUCGGCUACGUACCGGACUGGCGACCCCUUCUGUCAAGACCGCUUCCGAAUGCCGUACAGAGCCACCCCAAUCACCUUUUGCUCUUUCCCCUUCCACCAAAGCAUGCUCGUGCCGACUGGCGUCGCGUACCGCACGAUCGACGUGCAUGCCAGCUGGCCGGUGUCAGCCGUGACGAUGCAGGCUGCGGUUGAGUUUCGCGCGCUCCCGGGUGAGUGCCUGCAGGUCCGUCCUCUACUCGACCAGCCCUGUGUUCACUGCGAUCACUUUGCCUGCGCGUGCGGGUGCUGCGCUUCAGUGCGCGCCAGUCAGAGCUGCGUCGGCCAAUGGCAGCGUCCAUGCGAGACGCUAGCGCACCUUCUCGGGCGUGGGAGCAUGCCGUCGCUUCAGCGCCUCAACCUCAGCGCAAACCACCUAUGUGUGGAGGGCGUGCGGCCGAUUCUCCUCGCCUUCAGAGACGGCGCGGCGCCGCCCCGGCUGCGUGCCCUCUCUCUACAACGCAACGACCUCGACGAUGGCGCAUGCGAGCUGUUGGCGGACGUGGCAGGCGCUCUGUCGGCUCUCGAGCUGCUUGACCUCGCACAAAACCGUCUCACUGGCGUCGGCGCGGCAUCGCUCGCGGCAGCGGUGGGCGAGGGAGCGCUUCCGCUCCUCUCGUACCUCUCCCUUCGAGCGUGCGAUCUGGACGAUCGGGGCGUGGAGGCCCUGAUGAAGGCGAGCGAAAGUGGCGGCUUUCGCCGACUCACACAUCUGCGGCUGGGCUUUCGCAGCCGGCGGACGAUGAUGACGUGCAACAGAGUCCCUCUACUGAGUCCACCCGAAGCACUGCCGGGACAGAAUAUCGCUGUGACGCAGGGCGCCCUCGACGCGCUGGCACGUGCGCUUUUGUCCGGUCGCAUGCCGAACUUGCAAAGCAUCGCCCUGCCGCUGCACUGCUGGGGGCUAACCUGGAUCGAUCUCGACGACCAUCUAUGCGUCGAUCCGGACUAUUUGUCGCCGGGACCCGACCUGCUCAUCGAUCGCGUCUGCCGUGAUAGAGUUGUGGACUUGUGGUGCGGGUAG
Messenger RNA from Emiliania huxleyi CCMP1516, 1458 nucleotides. RefSeq lists its product as hypothetical. NCBI's taxonomy places the organism in Eukaryota, Haptophyta, Isochrysidales, Noelaerhabdaceae. Gene Ontology annotation, biological process: nucleocytoplasmic transport; activation of GTPase activity. The record is from RefSeq and is a predicted model, not a curated record. The transcript has a single exon. The coding region runs from base 1 to 1458 and encodes 485 amino acids. Gene Ontology annotation, molecular function: small GTPase binding; GTPase activator activity. Gene Ontology annotation, cellular component: cytosol; perinuclear region of cytoplasm; nucleus.